This is a messenger RNA of Zophobas morio, 2601 nucleotides long. RefSeq lists its product as uncharacterized. The transcript has 5 exons. Lineage: Eukaryota; Metazoa; Arthropoda; Insecta; Coleoptera; Tenebrionidae. The record is from RefSeq and is a predicted model, not a curated record. The coding region runs from base 1 to 2601 and encodes 866 amino acids.
AUGGAAUAUUCAGCCCUAAAGAUUAGGCGAGGGUCGAAUCCGAUCACCAAAUGCUAUCGAUUCAAAGUCCACUCGAAAACCGCACGAGAUUUGCAAGUCGAUGACGCGGUCUGUAUAUUAACUCGAUCAUUACAAGCGGGACCGCAGCGAGGGCGCGAUUAUAAGAGGGGUGCGCACACACGCGCUGGGGUAAUUGCAAAAAUCGACCCACCUUUAUGGGGCAUCUUCCACAAAGCCUCAGCACACGACGAUUCCCUCAGCGAAAGCGUCUUUGCCGCUGAGAUCACUGGAGAAAACCCGCCCGGAGUCGGGACGGGUCCGGACGUCGCUCCCAGAAAACAAAAUUGUCUAGACAAUAUAUUCAGUAAUUUAGAUCCAGUAUAUUGUAAAACUAGACCCGUAGACACAGGCAUAUCUGAUCAUUUGGCAAUUGCACUAGAGCUCCAGUUAGCGGCAGAUGUGACAAACAAUCCUAUAUAUAAAAUAGUACGACCGAUAACAGUGUCUGGUCAAAACAAUCUUUUUCAUUUUCUAUCUGUAGCUGACUGGAGUUUUAUUCUUUCAGAAGACCUAGAACUGAAUACCAAAUUCCUUAAGUUUAUAGACAUAGUAAUACAUAAUGUAAAUUUGGCAUUACCAACAAAAUCAAUUAAGGUAUCCAGCUCUAGCAAUAUGAACACAAUUAAAUGGUUUGACAAGGAGUUAAUUGACAUGCGCAGUACACUGCGUGCUUUAACAGAAAUCGACAAAAUAUGCCCAACUGAUAAAACAAAAGAAGCCAAAAACAAAUUUAAAUUACUGUAUCGUGAAAAAAUUAAAUAUAAGAAAUUUAUAUACAAUGAAAAAACGAUUGCUACAGCAAGUAACAAAAUCAAGGCAAUGUGGGCAAUAGUUAAUCAACACCGUAGUAAAUACGCAGUCCCAAAUAGUGAAUCAAAUAAGUGCAGUAUCCCAUGUGAUGUAUUUAAUAAUUUUUUUGUAAAUGCUGCAUCAAAUAUCACAUGUAACGAUAAUGAAGACAAAGGCACUAGCUGUGAUUUUAACUGUGAUCAAAAUGUAAACUCCGUCUGUGAUAUUGAUGUACCUGAUUUACCACUAUCUAAUAAGUCUUUUUUAAAUGUGUGUCGUGCCUUACAUGUCAGUUUUGAGUUUAAACCAGUAUCUUGUGUAAUAGUUAGAGAGGCAAUUGAGAAUAUAAAAAGUAAGAACUCUAAUGAUGUAUACAACAUCAAUGUAAAAAUUAUAAAGUCCAUUAAGAAUAUCAUCAUAUCGCCACUUACUAAGCUGAUAAAUCUUUGCAUAGCGGGUUCCACGUUUCCGGACUGUUUAAAAAAAGCUGUAGUUGUACCAAUAUAUAAGCGAGGAGAUCCGAAUAACCCGUCAAACUAUCGGCCUAUAGCGUUAUUGCCAAUAUUUGGCAAAGUACUUGAAAAAAUACUGUUCAAUCAACUAAACAGCUUUUUUGAAACAAAUAACCUUUUCUCAAGGAGCCAGUACGGGUGUAGGAAACAGUCUUCCACAAUUGAUGCUGUGCAAGAACUUGUUCAUUUUAUGUCCACAUGUUUAGAAGAGAAACAAGUGGGCGUUUCAGCUUUUUUGGACCUUUCGAAGGCGUUCGACUGCGUUUCCCAUAAUAUUUUAUUGAAAAAAUUAGCCAUUUAUAAUUUAAAACCGUCUAGUAUCAAUAUGGUUUCUUCUUAUCUAAACAAUAGAUCUCAGGUGGUUAAACAAAAUGAAAAAUUGUCAAGAAGUUUAAUUAUUCAUAAAGGGGUACCUCAGGGAUCGAUUCUAGGCCCGCUCUUAUUCUUAAUAUUCAUAAAUGAUCUCCCCUCUUCUCUCUCUACAAGGGCAGUACUUUAUGCUGACGACACGACUUUGUUAAACAAGGCGACAUCAGUUAUCGAAGCCAUAGCAAUGGGCGAGGAUGCGCAGUCGGAAGCUUUUGAGUGGUUCAAAAGCAAUAGGCUUCAAAUUAAUCAAGAUAAGUCGGAACAUAUGAUUUUUACAUUAAAAAGGUUCGAGAACCCCAUCCAUUUUGCUCAUUCAGUAAAAUUCUUGGGAAUUCAUGUAGACAAUAAACUUCAGUGGCAUGCUCAUGGUGAAGAAACCGCCAAGAAAGUCUGUAAAAGUAUUUUUUUGUUAAGAAAUUUGAAGGGACAGGUUUCAGAUCGUAUGAUGAGAAUGGCCUAUUUUGCACUAUGCCAGUCUCAUUUAACAUACGGAAUUCUUGUAUGGGGUCAUUCGUGCAUUCUCGAGCGGUUGUUCAAACUACAACGAAGAGCAAUACGCAUUUUGGCAGGAGCUAAAUUUAGGGAACACUGCAAAAAGCACUUUAUCGAACUAAAUAUUCUUACUCUACCUAGUAUUUAUAUUCUCAAUUGCCUUAUUUAUGUUAAAUCUCACACUGCAGACUAUAAACGACACAACGAAAUACAUAGUCAUGACACUAGAAACAAUAGUGCGCUAUGUUUAAGUAAGGUAUCGGGCAUCACUCAAAGUAAAUGCAUUAUUUUGUACGUGUCAACGCAGGUGGAUGCAAAAAUGACUGAAAAUGAAGACAUUUUCAAAGACAGUCUACCUGAAAUCAAACAGGCAGCAUAA